CACUAUAAAAUUUCAAAGAUGGAUCAACAUUUUUACAAACAGAACUCUCUCUUCUUCUUCUUCUUGCAAACAAACCCUAUCCAUCCAUGGCAUCAAGGAAGAUCUUUUUCGGGUCAAAACCAAAUUACAUAUACCCAGUCAAGGAAUCCGACAGUGGAACAAAUGUCAUCAUCAACGACGACGUUUUCGAGUUCGAUGAAGCAGACAUAUGGAAUUAUAAUUCCAAUGAAGCAACAACGAAUGCACAAGAAGAUGGAAAGAGGCCAUUGCCGAGUUCUCGAUCUUCGUCUAAGAAAAUUCCGAGGAAGAUGGAGAUUAUAAGUGUUGGUCAUAAGACACAAAAGAUCGCUUCGGCUUCAUUGCCGGUCAACGUCCCCGACUGGUCCAAGAUUCUUAAAGCGGAAUACAGGGUACACGCUGAUAAAGAUGCCGACGAAAGCGACGGCGACGGAAGGGUCCCACCUCAUGAAUAUUUGGCGAGGAGAAGAGGAGCUUCGUUUUCGGUUCAUGAAGGAAUUGGAAGGACGUUGAAAGGUAGAGACUUGCGUUGCGUAAGAAACGCUGUCUGGAAAAAAACAGGCUUUGAAGAUUAACACAACAAAGAGAGUUCUGGUUG
Hibiscus syriacus is the source of this 616-nucleotide messenger RNA. RefSeq lists its product as uncharacterized. Lineage: Eukaryota; Viridiplantae; Streptophyta; Magnoliopsida; Malvales; Malvaceae. Bases 87 to 593 code for a protein of 168 amino acids. The record is from RefSeq and is a predicted model, not a curated record. The transcript has a single exon.